GCAGCAAACUGCAAGCGGCUUGAUUGCAGCAAACAUAACCUCUCAAAACAUCGACGCUUAACAAGCGUGUGCAGUUGAGGUGUUAGGUUGUAUCAUAAAGUAGUGAAAAUUAGGCAAAAUGGAUAUAAGGCCAAACAACACGAUCUAUAUAAACAAUUUGAAUGAGAAGAUAAACAAAGAUGAGCUGCAAAAGUCGCUCUAUGCAAUUUUCUCGCAGUUUGGUCAAAUUCUUGAUAUCGUUGCAUUGAAAACGCUGAAAAUGCGUGGCCAGGCAUUCGUCAUAUUCAAAGAGAUCGCCAGCGCUACUAACGCCCUUCGAUCCAUGCAAGGUUUCCCGUUUUACGAUAAACCAAUGAGAAUACAGUAUGCGAAAACGGACAGUGAUCUAAUAGCUAAGAGAAAGGGCACGUUUGCUGAACGACCAAAGAAACCUAAGCGGGUUGUACCUGCUGCAGAGGAGGAAGCGAAACGUGCGAAAAAGCGUGCCAAGGAGCAGGCUAAACACUCUCAGCAAGUCGGCUAUCAUUCCGGAGUUCCUCAGCACACAGGAAUGGCGAACACUGCAGUGCCCGAACAACCGCCAAACCAGAUUCUGUUCCUGACCAAUCUGCCUGACGAAACCAGCGAAAUGAUGUUGUCCAUGUUGUUCAAUCAAUUCCCAGGCUUCAAGGAGGUCAGAUUAGUACCAAACAGACACGACAUUGCCUUUGUUGAGUUUGAAAACGAGGUGCAAUCUGGCGCGGCAAAGGACGCACUUCAAGGGUUCAAAAUAACGCCGUCGCAUGCAAUGAAAAUAUCAUUUGCUAAGAAAUAGAUGAUAAAUAAUCGAGGAAGAACUUUCGGUGAAAUAUCGACGAAUUUUUGUAUUUUUAGAGUGGUACGCAUUAGAUAUCUUGUUAUUUGGCUUUUUUUUUCAUUUUUCUUCUCUGUCAAUUUUCACCGGAGAUGUGAAAUAGUUGCAUUCUUAAGAAUUACGCUAUUCAUACUAUCAAUACGGUAAUUUCCCGAAGAUAAUCUAUAUUUAUAUACACCGUACUUGUACAAGUCAUAUAAUUCCAUUGAUAUAAAUAAAGCUUGCACUAUCCCCCCUGUAAAUAUACAUUAUACGUCUGGAAUAGCGCGCAUUGCACUUUGGCCUAUUUUUGACUAAGCGGGGAUAAAAAAAUUUCCUUCAAUUUUUA
Messenger RNA from Neodiprion fabricii, 1181 nucleotides. It is a transcript of the gene snf, whose product is annotated as U1 small nuclear ribonucleoprotein A. The transcript has 3 exons. The record is from RefSeq and is a predicted model, not a curated record. Bases 119 to 814 code for a protein of 231 amino acids. Gene Ontology annotation, cellular component: U1 snRNP. Gene Ontology annotation, biological process: mRNA splicing, via spliceosome. Gene Ontology annotation, molecular function: U1 snRNA binding. NCBI's taxonomy places the organism in Eukaryota, Metazoa, Arthropoda, Insecta, Hymenoptera, Diprionidae.